UUCCUUACUGAGGAGUUGGCAACACUCCCUCUGUUGUAGUGGUGGAACAGGAAGUUCCGGGAAGGCGCCAUAAUUGUGUGGUAAAGACGAUAUAUUUUGUGUCUAUUAUUACAGGCCGACUCAGAUUAAGUCUGAGGAGGGUAACAUCAACAGUGAGAACAGACCCAGCCUGCCUCUCUCCUUCCACACUGAGUCCAAACCUACAGUCACUGGGUCCUGAUUGUGACAGUGGAGCCCAGUUUUUACAGCAGGAUCCAGAGAUGGCAUCAGUGAAGCUGGAGGACUGCAGUCAAACACCGGAGCUGAAUGUCAACAUUAAAGAUGAAGAAGAGGAGGAGGAGAUUGGGACAUCUGUUUAUCAUGGCCGACUCAGGUCAAGUCUGAGGCCAGUAACAUCAACAGUGAGAACAGACCCAGCCUGCCUCUCUCCUUCCACACUGAGUCCAAACCUACAUUCACUGGGUCCUGAUUGUGACAGUGGAGCCCAGUUUGCACUGCAAGAUCCAGAGAUGGCAUCAGUGAAGCUGGAAGACUGCAGUCAAACACUGGAGCUGAAUGUCAACAUUAAAGAUGAAGAAGAGGAAGAGGAGAUUGGGACAUCUGUUUCUCAUGGCCGACUCAGGUCAAGUCUGAGGCCAGUAACAUCAACAGUGAGAACAGACCCAGCCUGCCUCUCUCCUUCCACACUGAGUCCAAACCUACAUUCACUGGGUCCUGAUUGUGACAGUGGAGCCCAGUUUGCACUGCAAGAUCCAGAGAUGGCAUCAGUGAAGCUGGAAGACUGCAGUCAAACACUGGAGCUGAAUGUCAACAUUAAAGAUGAAGAAGAGGAAGAGGAGAUUGGGACAUCUGUUUCUCAUGGAGACCAUGUUGAGACAUUCUCUACAUCCAGAGAGCAACAGCAGGAAGAUCACAGAGCUAAGAGGUCUCACCACCUCCCACAUUGUGAGAUUUUCCCAAUUCUAUCAAAGCUAAAAAUACACCUAAAAAUACACACAGGAGAGAAUCUGAAUUCCUGUACUGACUGUGGGAAGAGAUUCACAACAUCACAAGCUCUGAAAAUUCAUCAGAAAGUGCACAUUGGAGAAAAGCCUUACUCCUGCUCUGACUGUGGGAAGAGUUUCUCCCGAUUGGAAAGGUUAAAAAGUCACCAACUAAUACACAGAGAGAAGCCAUUCUCCUGCUCUGACUGUGGCAAAUGUUUCAAAACAUCAACUGAGGUAAAAGUUCAUCAGAGAACACACACAGGAGAGAAGCCUUACUUCUGCUCUGCCUGUGGAAAGAGUUUCUCCCGAUUGGAUACCUUAAAAGUUCAUGAACGUGUACAUACAGGAGAGAAGCCAUACUCUUGCUCUGACUGCGGAAAAUGCUUCACCACAACAUCUGAUCUAACAGUUCAUCAGAGAACACACACAGGAGAGAAGCCUUACUUCUGCUCUGACUGUGGUAAGUGCUUCAAAACAUCAACUGAGGUAAAACUUCAUCAGAGAACACACACAGGUGAGAAGCCUUACUUCUGCUAUGCCUGUGGAAAGAGGUUCUCCCGAUUGGAUACCUUAAAAGUACAUGAACGUGUACAUACAGGAGAGAAGCCAUACCCUUGCUCUAACUGUGGAAAAUGCUUCACCACAACAUCUGAUGUAACAGUUCAUCAGAGAACACACACAGGAGAGAAGCCUUACUUCUGCUCUGACUGUGGUAAGUGCUUCAAAACAUCAACUGAGGUAAAAGUUCAUCAGAGAACACACACAGGAGUGAAGCCUUACUUCUGCUCUGACUGUGGGAAGAGAUUCACAACAUUGCAAGCUCUGACAAUUCAUCAGAGAGUGCACACUGGAGAGAAGCCUUACUCCUGCCUGCACUGUGGGAAAAGUUUCUCCCGAUUGGAUAAGUUAAAAAGUCACCAACUAAUACACAUAGCGAAGCCAUUCUCCUGCUCUGACUGUGGUAAGUGCUUCAAAACAUCAACUGAGGUAAAUGUUCAUCAGAGAACACACACAGGAGUAAAGCCUUACUUCUGCUCUGCCUGUGGGAAGAGAUUCACAACAUCACAAGCUCUGACAAUUCAUCAGAGAGUGCACACUGGAGAGAAGCCUUACUCCUGCUCUGACUGUGGAAAAAGUUUCUCCCGAUUGGAUAAGUUAAAAAGUCACCAACUAAUACACAUAGCGAAGCCAUUCUCCUGCUCUGACUGUGUUAAGUGCUUCAAAACAUCAACUGAGCUAACAGUUCAUCAGAGAACACACACAAGAGAGAAGCCUUACUUCUGCUCUGCCUGUGGAAAGAGUUUCUCCCGAUUGGAUAUCUUAAAAGUACAUGAACGUGUACAUACAGGAGAGAAGCCAUACUCUUGCUCUGACUGCGGAAAAUGCUUCACCACAACAGCUGGUGUAACAGUUCAUCAGAGAACACACACAGGAGAGAAGCCUUACUCCUGCUCUGACUGUGGUAAGUGCUUCAAAACAUCAACUGAGCUAACAGUUCAUCAGAGAACACACACAGGAGUGAAGCCUUACUUCUGCUCUGACUAUGGGAAGAGUUUCUCCCAAUUGGAAAAGUUAAAAUGUCCCCAGCGAAUACAUAUAGACAGUCUCACUUCUGCUCUGACUGUGGGAAGAGUUUCCGAUUUAGAUACCUUUUAAAAUGUCACCAGCGUAUACAUACAGGAGAGAAGCGUCAUCAGUUCUCUCAGACCAGCUAAGAGUAAAGUCAUUACAUCACUUCAUUCUCAUCUCAUAAAUGAAGUGGUAACAGUGAAUUUGAUAACAUUUAAGAAAGAAUAAAACACUAUUGGGAUCCUAUUGUUUCUCACUGUGAGAGAACUGUGCAGAGGAAAGGGAAUGUUAUAGAAUGUUAGCCUCUCUUUACUGAUCAGUGUGCAUCUUGUCAGUUUUGGUGUGUUUUGUUAGCUUCUACUGUAGAGAUAUUGAGAUGACCUUGGAUUUGCCCAUAGGGUUGAAUAUCCUACGAGGCUUCUUACGUUAAAACAAUGUAGUCUGACUGUUGACUGUGUCGUACUCUGUGGGAAUGAGUUAGUAGAUACAACAUGUGUCAGAUAGAGAUGGUGUGAUGAUCAGUUUUCUGUGGGAAUGAGUUAGUAGACACAACAUGUGUCAGAUUGUGAUUUUCUGUGGGAAUGAGUUAGUAGAUACAACAUGUAUCAGAUAGAGAUGAUGUGAUGAUCAGUUUUCUGUGGGAAUGAGUUAGUAGAUACAACAUGUAUCAGAUAGAGAUGAUGUGAUGAUCAGUUUUCUGUGGGAAUGAGUUAGUAGAUACAACAUGUAUCAGAUAGAGAUGGUGUGAUGAUCAGUUUUCUGUGGGAAUGAGUUAGUAGAUACAACAUGUAUCAGAUAGAGAUGAUGUGAUGAUCAGUUUUCACCAUUUAGUUGAUUUUUUUUUUUUUUUUUUUCACUACUAAGCAAUUUUUGUUUAGUGAUAUACAUACUUUGAAACGAUAAACAUGUUUAUUAAAUUGUCUUAAAUAGAUGUAUUAUUUUCGUCAUUGAUGAAUGUAUUUGGAUGUCUGCAUUAAACUUAAUUGAUGUGCGAAUGAAAAAUAAAUAUUCUACUUGAAUUUGUGCUGGUCAAACUUUGGGUUAUCUAUACAGACAAUGCAAUGUUUUUUGUUUAAUUGAUGUUAUUAAAACUAAUUUAAAUGUC
Salvelinus fontinalis (brook trout) is the source of this 3660-nucleotide messenger RNA. RefSeq names its product zinc finger protein 271-like. Gene Ontology annotation, molecular function: RNA polymerase II cis-regulatory region sequence-specific DNA binding; DNA-binding transcription factor activity, RNA polymerase II-specific. The coding region runs from base 261 to 2642 and encodes 793 amino acids. The transcript is spliced from 5 exons. NCBI's taxonomy places the organism in Eukaryota, Metazoa, Chordata, Actinopteri, Salmoniformes, Salmonidae. The record is from RefSeq and is a predicted model, not a curated record. Gene Ontology annotation, biological process: regulation of transcription by RNA polymerase II.